UAUGGCGGAAGAGGUGAGGGUACAAGCUCGCGCCUCCUUCAGCCGAUCGACGAAAUACUACAUCUCUGUUGGAGACGCAUCCUAUGGUCGAUGUAGAAAGAAAUGGGAGGAUUUUGAAGAUCUUUAUGAUUCUCUCGAAUUAAGAUAUGGCAAGCUGGAUAUUUCCUUUCCGGUAUAUGCGACAAGGAAAAAUAAUACCAAAGCCGAGGCUGUAGAAAAGAAUCGCAGAAACUUGGAGAAACUUCUGGAGAAACUGAGGGCUCACCCUAAGCUUUCACAUGAUUCGGAUGUGAUUUCGUUUUUGCACCUUGUUGAUGUAAAAGAGAAUGUGGACUCGGACGAUGGUGCACCAAGCUUAUCCCUGCGCGACAAGCCUGGACCGACUCCGUUCACCGUGGAGUCAAAGCCUGCUUCUGCUUGUCAUGUUGAUGAAGGAGACCAAGCAGACGACGAAACAUUACCAAUUGAUAGCAAUUCUACAUCGAAUACCCUUCUGCCAUCAUCACUUGAAUGGAAAUCAACUCCACAAGCAGCCGAGCCCAAGAAUUCUAUAUGGAUUGGUCGAUGAGGAUGUAACAUAAUAGAAUUUAUCG
Molecule: messenger RNA, 593 nt
Organism: Guillardia theta CCMP2712
Lineage: Eukaryota; Cryptophyceae; Pyrenomonadales; Geminigeraceae
Exons: 3
Molecular function (GO): phosphatidylinositol binding
Source: RefSeq, a predicted model, not a curated record